Messenger RNA from Hyaloscypha bicolor E, 1221 nucleotides. Its product is annotated as putative isopenicillin N synthetase. The record is from RefSeq and is a predicted model, not a curated record. Bases 1 to 1221 code for a protein of 406 amino acids. Gene Ontology annotation, molecular function: dioxygenase activity. The transcript has 2 exons. Lineage: Eukaryota; Fungi; Ascomycota; Leotiomycetes; Helotiales; Hyaloscyphaceae.
AUGUCAUUUGACACCAUCCCCAUCCUUGACCUAUCCCAGGCCAAAGACCCAUCUACUAAGCCACAGUUCCUGGAUGAGCUCCGACACGCUCUCUUAGAAGUUGGCUUCCUGUACCUGAAGAAUGUAGGAAUCCCAGAAGAGCUCACACAAAAGGUUAUAGAAGAAGGCGUGGCCUUUUUUGACCUGCCUAUGGAAGAGAAACUCAAAAUUGAAAUGAAAAACGCCCCCUCCUUCCUAGGUUACUCCCGCCUCGACGCUGAAAUAACAGCACACACCAUUGACCACAGAGAACAAAUCGACCUCUCAACCGACCACGCCGUCAGGACACCAGAUCAGCCACUCUACCGAAACCUCUUUGCACCCACACAAUGGCCGCCCCCUGCUUACCUCCCGGAUUUCAAGCCCGUGUACUCGCAAUACAUAACCCUGAUGGGCGAAAUCUCCAUCUUCUUCACGUCUUUGAUCGCAGAAGCCAUCGGAUUACCAGCCACCGCAUUCAACAAGUACUUCGACGCCGACCAACAACAUAAACUCAAAAUCGUAAAAUACCCCGAUUUGAAAGAGCUAGGGCUAUGGAAGGAGGGAGAUGAGGUGAAGGAGGGGCAGGGCGUUGGACCGCAUAAGGAUAGCAUGUUUACGAGCUAUUUGCUGCAGGUUACGAAGCAUAAGGGUCUCCAGGUGCAGAAUCUGAGGGGCGAGUGGAUUGAUUGUCCGCCUAUUGAUGGUACGCUUGUGGUUGCCAUUGGGCAGGGGAUGGAGGCUCUUACGCAAGGUGUUUGUAUGUCCACGACCCAUCGCGUGCUCUCUCCAGCUCCUGGGAGCGGGGCGAGAUUUUCGGUUCCUUUUUUUCAAGGAGUUAGUCUUGAUGCUGAGUUCGACGAGCUGAAUGAUUUGGAUGGUGGAGGCGGCGUGGGCAGGGUUCCGGAGGAGGUGAGGGAGAUGAGGAGGAGGGUUGUGGAGAGGAAUGGAGGGAGGCUGGAUGAUGUGGAGUUUACGUUCAGGAGUGGAGGAAGUGCGAGGACGUUGGGCGAGGCGACGCUGAGGAAUAGGAUUAAGAGCCAUCCGGAUGUGGGGGAGAGGUGGUAUCCCGAGAUUCUGGCAGAAAUUAGAGCGCAGCAGGAGGAGAGGGAGGAGGGUGACAGGAAGAAAGCUGCUUUUGAACCACAGCAGAAUGGCGCUCCUCUGACCGGAGGGUUGGGCCAAGUUGUAGAAGCACACUGA